AUGUCUUCCGCCAUGGACCUUGAUGAUGCAACCCCGCCAAAGUGCUUCAUCAAGGAGCUACCUCUUGAGGUGCUCCUGCGUAUCACAAAUUCCUUGAAAACCGAGGAAUUGGGCAAUUUCCGCCUGACUUGCCGGGGAAUCGAAGGACUGCUUCAUAACUCAUUUGCCCGCGAGUUCUUCUCUUGCAAACAGUUCAUGAUCUCCGACUUCAGUCUACAGGCACUUAUCGACAUUUCCAAGAGCCGAAUGGGCCGUCACCUCACCAAGCUCCAGAUUGGCUUUGAGCAGUUCAUGCCACCGCAUUCAAUCUUUGCACACACUGUACAGAUGCGUGCCCGGGAGUACAGAAUGCGAGAUGUUGAGGACAUCAUGUUUUAUCCCAACCGCGCGGCAGAGCUCUACGGCAACCAGUGCACCCUGUGGGGCUCCGGUGCUGCUAACGAGAUGCUUACUGAGGCCCUUCGGAACCUGGAGAACCUCCGGGAUGUGGUGCUUCGGGACUGUAACUCCAAGAGAAGGAGCCGCGACUGGCCCGCUAACGAAUGGAGGAGCUACGGAAUUACCACUGCCUUGAGACAGGCUGGUGCGCUGGUCAGCCUCGGCUCGCAGAGCGCCUCUUACCAGUUCGCAAACAUCGCAGACCAGAUCUUCAGCCUGGUUCUUCAUGCCCUGGGCAGAGCCAAUGUCAAGCCCAAGGGAAUCGAAAUCAUUUGCAGACACUCAUGCCAUCUCAGCGACUACGCCUUUGCACUCCCCAAAUAUUCGAAGCCAAUCGUUGUCCCUGUUAUAGAGGGCUUGGAAAAGCUGCAUAUCACAGUGGACGGGAUUGAGGGCACCCCGGAAAACAUCAACAACGUCGAGACGCUCUUUGAGAGGUUCAUAUACCACGCCAAGAAUCUGCAAGAUCUUCGUAUCAAUGGCCCGACGGGACGAAAAGGUAGUCUUCGUCCACUCCUCAAGUGCCUGGGCAAUACGACACCAGAUGCAGCGGAUCAAGGCAUUGUUCAAUUACCAAAGCUCAAAGCUCUUAGUCUUGGCUUCAUGGAAUCCGAAUCGGAUCUAUACCUGGCGGUAGCCGAGAAGUUUGCCCCCACACUCGAAACGCUCGAAUUGUGGAAGGUGACGAUGCGCCAGUCCGCGCAACUCAGAGAAUCCAGGGCUGAUCUCGAUACGGACGAUGAUGUUGUUGCUUGUCGACACUUCUGCAAGAAACUUUUGAAAAUCCCAAAUCUCAACCUUCAUCAUUUGGCGAUCGGCUGUUUGGCAGAAGUAGACCACCGAAAUGACGUGACACCUCUUGGUGUUCAGUUCGAUGGAAAGGCUCAGAUAAAGUACAUUGGUAUUGACUGGCGACAUUUCCUCAAGGCCCUAAUUGAGUCGAUUGGCCUUGCUCCUGGAAACCAACAAUCGCGGCAGCCAGACGAUAAUUUUGAUGAUGAUGAUGGUGGUGAGGAUGAAGACGAGGAUGUAGAUGGCGAUGACAACUACUGA
Messenger RNA from Clonostachys rhizophaga, 1491 nucleotides. Lineage: Eukaryota; Fungi; Ascomycota; Sordariomycetes; Hypocreales; Bionectriaceae. The record is from the annotation of a GenBank genome assembly.